AUGGAUUUUAAAGAAGCGGAGUUUUCCUACAUUUACAACAGGGACCACGCCUCAAAGUACAGCAACGGCUGUGAGGCACUUUGGGGAAGUGCCGAGGUAGGGAAAGACUCUGUAGCGGUGGCAGUGUGUGGUUCCGCACACUUCCCCAUGGGAUCACCAGCAGACAGCCCCAGCGGGCAGGGGGCUGGCGAUCUGAGUGUCCAGUGUCCUGGGGACCCUGUCUCCCAGGAGGAUCGAGGGGUCCGUGUGGUUACGGUUAAGGUACGAGAAGCUGAGACCCCAGGGUUCCAGGAUGCAAAGGGUUAUGUCCUGUAUCCUCAGAUUGGCGAUCGCAUUGACCUGAUAUGUCCACAGUCAGUGCCACGCAGCACCCACUCCACGGAGCACUAUGAAUACUACCGGUUAUACCUGGUAACUCAGGAGCAGGCCGAGAGGUGUGACACGGUGAUGAGUCCCACCGUUCUACUGACAUGUGACAAACCUGACCAGAUCACUCGUUUCACCAUCAAGUUCCAGGAGUUUAGUCCCAACCUCUGGGGCCUGGAGUUUAAACCCCAGCAAGAUUACUACAUCAUCACUACCUCCGAGGGUAAUGAGGAGGGUCUGGAGAACCGGCUUGGAGGGGCAUGUCACACUAAAAAGAUGAAGGUCACCCUGAAGGUUGGACAAGAUCCCAACGCCCCGGUUCAGCCAAAGAGACCAAGCAGGAAACAAGAGCGGCCAGAGCCCAGCGAAAGGCCUGGCUUAAGCCCAAACCUCAGAACAGACAAGGAAAACGUAACAGUCUUCCUCACGAACUCCAGCGGGAACAGGAGCCGGGAACAUGACCCCGUGCUGCCCUCCAACAUCCCACUGAUCGCCGGCUCCGCCGGGGGGUUGGCCUUCUUGCUCAUUGUCACCGGUGCCAUCGUGGCUGUGGUGUGCUACAGGAGGCGCCAAUCCAAGCAGGCCGAGAGCCAGCGGUCGGCACUCCAUCUCAGCACCCUUACCAGCCCCAAGCGGGGCACCGGGGGCAACAACAAUGGCUCUGAGCUCAGUGACAUCAUCAUCCCUCUCCGGACUUCUGACAGCACCUUCUGUCCCCAUUAUGAGAAGGUGAGCGGGGAUUAUGGUCACCCUGUGUACAUUGUACAGGAGAUGCCACCUCAGAGUCCUGCCAACAUUUACUACAAGGUAUGA
Molecule: messenger RNA, 1179 nt
Organism: Carcharodon carcharias (great white shark)
Lineage: Eukaryota; Metazoa; Chordata; Chondrichthyes; Lamniformes; Lamnidae
Product: ephrin-B1-like
Exons: 7
Coding region: 1-1179 (392 amino acids)
Biological process (GO): axon guidance; ephrin receptor signaling pathway
Cellular component (GO): plasma membrane
Molecular function (GO): ephrin receptor binding
Source: RefSeq, a predicted model, not a curated record